This is a messenger RNA of Oryza brachyantha (malo sina), 1771 nucleotides long. RefSeq names its product BTB/POZ domain-containing protein At1g55760. Lineage: Eukaryota; Viridiplantae; Streptophyta; Magnoliopsida; Poales; Poaceae. The record is from RefSeq and is a predicted model, not a curated record. Gene Ontology annotation, molecular function: protein binding. Bases 562 to 1554 code for a protein of 330 amino acids. The transcript has 4 exons.
AAUAACCUCAAGAACUUGAGGAACAAACCUUGCAAUGGUGAAUUGAUCUUUCUGAAAUCCGAAACUGAAAUUUUUUUGCUGUAAGAUGAGGUGGUGUGUGGAGUGGAGUGGAAGCGACAGUCACGAAGGGAGAAAAAAAAAUAAUACGUAUUGGUUAAUGGAGGCCCUCGCCAUCGUCGUCUUCCACUCGCGUAGAAGUAAGUCUCCCUCCUCCACUCCGCCGUAGCGUCCGUCCACCAUUGCGUGCCCGAUUAAUCCUCUCGUCAUCCCCCCAGCACCACCAUAUAGCCGCCACCGCACCCGGUUCUUGGUGCACAAUUCCGUCGUGUCCUCCCAAGUUGGCGAUCUUGGGUCGGGUGGGUCUCUUGUCUUCUUGUUUCUUGGAGAUCCGUGUAGUCGUCGCCGUCGUGGGGGAGGGGGAGAGACGGCGACGGUACAUGAGGAGGGGGUGUGGUGGCGGUGAGGGAGGGAGGAAACCUGGGGAGGGGGGAAGGGGAGGCGCUGGGGUUGCUGGGGUGCGUCAAUGAGGUGGUGGCGGCGGUGGCGUCGUCGUGGGGGCCGAUGAGCGACGGGGCGCGGGUGGAGGCGGCGCCGCGGCUCGCGCAAUGGCGCGUCGACGUGCUCCCUUGCUACACCUACCGCAAGUCCGAGCCCUUCCGCAUCGGCCUCUGGAACUGGUACCUAUCUGUGGAGAGAAACAACAAGCAAACUUGUGUUAAGGUCUUUGCGGAGUUAUCGAACUCUGCCAAGAACUCAACCCCAGCACCUAUUGCUUCCUUCGUCGCAAAACUUCUCAUAUCUUUUCCUCCAAAUCAGAAGACCAUAAUUCAUCCAGGAAUUUUUGAUAAGCCGCUGAAACACGACGGUUUUGUGUGGGCAAUUGAUAGUACUGUUACAGGAAGAUUUGUGAUUGAGAUAGAGUUUCUUGACCUGAAAAUUGCAGACCCAUCUGGUGGUGAACCAGCCUCAAUUUGGGCCUCCCGCCAAAUCAAGCAAUCUUCAGACAAUACUGCACUCUCAUCCCUGGCAAGAAUGCUGCAAGAAAGCAUCCUCACCGACAUCACUAUCAACGCGACCGACGGCAGCAUUAUGGCCCACCGCGCAAUCCUGGCCAGCCGUUCCCCUGUCUUCAGGAGCAUGUUCUCACACGACCUCAAGGAGAAAGAGCUCUCGACGGUCGACAUCUCGGACAUGUCCCUUGAAGCAUGCCAGGCUUUCCUCAACUACAUAUACGGCGAUCUGCGCAGCGAAGAGUUCCUCACCCACAGGUUAGCCCUUCUCAGAGCUGCUGAUAAGUACGACAUCUGCGAUCUUAAGGAGGCAUGCCAUGAGAGCUUGUUGGAGGACAUCGACACCAAGAAUGUGCUGGAGAGGCUUCAGAUGGCGCACCUGUAUCAACUGCCGAAGCUCAAGGACGGCUGCUUGAGGUUCCUUGUGGAUUUCAGGAAGGUAUAUGAAAUGCAGGAUGAUUUCAAGGUGUUCCUCCAGACUGCAGACAGGGAUAUCAUAGCUGAAAUCUUCCAAGGUGUUCUUGCAACAUGGAGUGGACGAUAGGCAUGCGUAUAACAGUAUAUCUGGGUUGGUUCAGAAGCAUUCUUUCCACAGAAUUCUUGCUGCUAAAGAUGUAAAUAUAUAGUGCUGCAUUCUACAUGCCAUCAAUUGGCUUUAAAUUUAAUGUAUAUAUGCCUUGAUUGGAUUUGUACAUAUCAUAUAUGUAAAAUCUAAUUCUUGUAUCCGACACUUCUUCUGGUCUGGAAAAAUACUUCAGUUU